UUUUUUCAUUUUCCUUCUUUUGGGUCCAACUCAACGACAGCCCAACAAUACCUGAGUGGGUCCAAUUAACUCAGUGCUUUGUAGUAACAAAUAAACCUAUUCCGAACACAUCAUUGAUUUGUAUUUUGUUGAGCCAGAGACUGACCAAGAGGAUGGGAUAUUCCAAGGACCAGCUGCUUGCUCGUUUAAAGGAGCUUCAAAUAGAUUUUUCCCAGUAUGAACAUCCAGUUGUUUUGAACGUUGAAGCUCAGGCAAAAUAUGUUGGGAAUAUGGGAGGUGCACUGAGCAAAAAUCUGUUCUUGAAGGACAAAAAACAUAGGUACUAUAUUGUCUCUGCCCUUGCUGAUACGAAAGUAGAUAUGAAAGUUUUAUCUCAGAGGCUUGGUUUAGGAAAAGGUGGUCUAAGAAUGGCUCCAGAAGAGGCAUUAGGUGAGAUACUUCAGGUGCCACUUGGAUGUGUUACUCCAUUUGCUGUAGUAAAUGAAUCUGCAAGUCAUGUCUCACUAUUGUUGGAUAAAGGACUCAAAACUCAAGAGUGUUGCUUCUUUCACCCGCUCUCCAAUGACAUGUCAAUCUCUGUUAAUGUCCAAGGUCUUGACAAGUUUCUUAAAUCAAUUGGGAGAGACCCAUCUUACAUCGAUCUGGAGGCUAACCCUCUUGUAGGGAAAGAUCAACCUCCCGAUCUAGCUGUUUUGGUUCCAUCGGGUUCCACAGUUCUGCCAGAUUUUCCUGAAAAAGCACCUUCUUUGCAAGAUUCUACUGGAAAUGUUAGUGCGGGUAACAAUUCUGCAUCAGGUACAGGUAUUCUAUCUAAAAGAAUUGUCAUUUACCACUCAAUUCUCCACUCAAAAGCUGUUAAACCAUCUGUUAAUGUACAAAAUGUUAAGAAGAAAUCAGUUGAUGGUCAGCGGCCAUCAAUUCCUUCAGCAGAUGCUGGGAAAUUUGUGGAAGAGCUUCUGGAUAGAGCAUCUGCCUUACUGCUUUCAGAAAUUUCUGAGGAUUCCAUCAAGCAACAUGGUGGGCUGCUUGGAGCUGAAGUAGCAAACAAUUUUAGAAAAUGUCUUACAGAAGAUCUAAAGAACCUUGCUACAAUAUUCAAGAACACAGCAUAUACAGAAGGGUUUUAUGCUGGUACUCACUAUCAAACCAAGCGACCUUGAACUUGUUUGUGAUGGUUUAACUCCCUCGGACCAUUUUGCCAUUUUGCUUACCAGAAAAAAAGUUUCGAAGCCAAAAACAAAAAUCAAAUGGAGAAAUCCAGUUCUCAAUUUUCCUCGUGACACUUUCAUUUAAUAGAAACUAUGUAUACCCUGGUUUUAGAAUCGGAUAAAACUGCCUGCUUGUACUAUUCAUGUCAAUUGAGUACAUUAUUUAACAGACGUAGCUUUCGAAUGGCAAGUGAUUGUGUGGAGUGAAGGUGCAUUCAGACAGACAUUUAUUUCAGCUGUUUCUGAGACAUU
Messenger RNA from Durio zibethinus, 1460 nucleotides. RefSeq lists its product as uncharacterized. Lineage: Eukaryota; Viridiplantae; Streptophyta; Magnoliopsida; Malvales; Malvaceae. Gene Ontology annotation, molecular function: aminoacyl-tRNA deacylase activity. The record is from RefSeq and is a predicted model, not a curated record.